AUGGCAAACACUCCUUCAAUGGCAGAAGACAGUCCGAAACGCGACACGCCCAAGAGCAACAGCAACGAUGUAUGGGUAGAAGACAGCGAGGGAGGCAUUUCCUCUGACGUGAUGGCCGUCUACAUGUCUUAUGACCCAGAAUUUCGCAGCACCAUUGAAAGACAGCUGCGACGGAAAAUCGACUCCAGAAUACUUCCUCUGAUAGUCGUGAUAUACCUAUUCAAUUACCUGGAUCGCAACUCUAUUACACAGGCUCGGCUAUAUGGUCUUCAAGAAGAUACUGGUAUCAAAGGUGCUCAAUACCAAACGGCUAUUUCUAUCUUCUCUGCUGGGUAUAUUCUCAUGCAGUUGCCAUCCACUAUCCUGAUGACUAAACUUCGUCCAUCGAUUUACCUUCCAACAUGUAUCAUUAUCUGGGCUAUCGUGAGUGGAUGCACAUCCGCAGUUCACAACGUACCGGGGCUACUGAUGAUUCGGCUUGUUCUCGGAUUUGUGGAGGCUCCUUUCUUUCCUGGUGCAAUCUACUUCCUGAGUUGUUGGUACACCAAGCGCGAGAUCGGAGUUCGAAUGGCCUUACUCGUCUGUGGCAUUCUUCUAUCCAAUGCGUUUGCUGGGCUUAUAUCCGCAGGGAUUCUAUCCGGUAUGGAUGGGGUUGGCAAUCUUGAGUCAUGGAGAUGGCUCUUCAUUCUUGAAGGUUUAGCCACUGUUGUUCUCGGCACCAUUGCUCUUUUCGUUCUUCCUGACUUUCCCGGCACAACAAAGUGGCUAAGUCAGGAGGAAAAGAUAGUGGCCCAGGCUCGACUGUCUGUCGAUGCUGGUAGUGAUGCUUUGCUUGAUGCCGAGAAGGUUCCUAUUUCACGUGGACUAAUCUGGGCAGCAAAGGAUGUACGAACAUGGAUUUUCGCCUGCCUUCAGAUGAGCACAACCGCAUCAAUCUCAUACUCUCAUUUUUUCCCGACCUUGAUCCAACAACUUGGAUUCAAAGACAACACCAUUGUUCUGCUUUUGACGUCUCCCCCAUACCUUGUUGCCUUUUUUUGGGCUAUUUCUUGGGCUUUCAUCGCAGAUAGGCGCCAGAUUCGAUCAGUGCCGGCUUCAAUUUCUCAAUGUUUGGCUAUUGUUGGGACCAUUCUGUUGAUCGCAGUUGAAGGGCCACUCUGGGCGCGCUAUGCCUUCACUUUUCUGGUCUGUUGUGGCACGUUUGGAGUCUAUUCUACAACAUAUGCCUGGCUUUCGUCAACUAUUACCCAACCACCCGUGAAGCGAGCUGUUGCCAUUGGAUUGGCGAAUACCUGUGCAAAUAUCGCCUCUUUAUUCGCCAACUAUUUCUGGUUAGACAGAUAUGAGCCAACUUACCGGCAAUCUUGGGGUUGUUUAUUGGCUUUCCAAGCGUUGGGACUGAGUUGUAUUUUGCUUAUUCGAAUCUUACUUCGUUCAUCUAAUAAAAAAUUUGAAAAGUUGGCAGCGGAAGAAAAUGCCACUGACGCCAUUUUUGUCUCUCACUUGGAAGAAGAUGAAAGAAGGGCCGUUCAAAACGGAUUCAGAUAUGUUGUGUGA
This is a messenger RNA of Penicillium macrosclerotiorum, 1557 nucleotides long. RefSeq lists its product as uncharacterized. Gene Ontology annotation, cellular component: membrane. The transcript is spliced from 2 exons. Bases 1 to 1557 code for a protein of 518 amino acids. Gene Ontology annotation, biological process: transmembrane transport. NCBI's taxonomy places the organism in Eukaryota, Fungi, Ascomycota, Eurotiomycetes, Eurotiales, Aspergillaceae. The record is from RefSeq and is a predicted model, not a curated record. Gene Ontology annotation, molecular function: DNA binding; site-specific DNA-methyltransferase (cytosine-N4-specific) activity; transmembrane transporter activity.